GUCUAAUUUACAAUAAAGCCUGAAUAUUGUCAAAGAGAACCAGUUAUCAUUAGCCUGAAAGGGUACUAUUAGCUAAAAUAAAAGUUGCCCAACCACACACAAGGAAUAUUUUUGGUGUUGCGUUGUACCACUUCACAUUUAGCCGCAAAUAAUCAUUGCCUGGUGUCAAAGAUGUCUACAGCUGAAAAUACAGAUCUCGACGAUCUGCUUGCUAUCCAUUCCUUAUAUAUGGUUUUCUGUACUGCAUUACUUCCACUUAUCCUUAUUGGUAUUUCCUUGUUUUACUCGGGAUUGACUCAAAGAAGAUCGUCUUUCACGAUGCUUAUAAUACCCACUCUUUUGUCACCUAUAGUUUUCAUAGAUUGGUUUAUCUGGGGUUAUUCGCUAUGUUAUGCAACUGCAAGUAAUCGUUUCAUAGGCAGUUUAAAAUUUGCUGUCCUAAGACAGCUUAGAGACCCGUCAACGCUCACUUAUAAGACUACUAGAGGUGAAAUACUUUCUGUGCUUCAUUUUCUUUUCAAUGGUCUCAUGAAGCUUAUAUGUGUAUGUUUGACGUUUCCAGGGUGUAUUGCUGAAAGAGGUAGGAUUCUUCCCAUGCUUGUAUUUUUGUUCUUUUGGUCAUGCAUGAUUUAUAAUCCUGUAACAUACUGGUUUUGGAAUAUGAAUGGUUGGCUUUCAACUCAACUAGAUUACAUUCCAGUAUUGGACUUCGCAGGUGGAAACUGUAUUCACGUAAUAAGUGGUUUUACUGGUCUUGCUUAUUCCUAUUUGUUGGGUCCAAGAAAUCCUAAAAUUUUAUAUAAUUACAGAAGUUCUAAUAAUGGACAUAUAGUGAUUGGAACCGUAUUUAUAAUUUGCGGUUGGUGUGGUUUUAUUGGUGGCUGUGACUUCAAAUUCAGCAGCUCAGCAAUAUAUAUAUUUAUAAAUACAAUUCUUUGUUGUUUUGUGAGUGCCAUAGUAUGGAUGGGAAUUGACUUUUACUUCUCUGCUAUUCCACUUGGUAGUUCUGAACUCGCAUCUGAAUCAACCAAGAAUGAAGGAAAUGCUUCAUUUUCCCAACAUAAUGGUGCUCAAACGAAGUUAUCUGAUGUUUCAAGAAAGAGAAAAUUUUCGAUGAUUUCAUUUUCUAGUGGAGCAAUGACCGGGCUUGUUGUGAUGACACCGGCUGGGGGGUUCAUAUCAUCACCUACUGAAUUUUGGAAACCCUUCGUAUUUGGUGUCGCUGGGGGAGCAAUUGGUAACUUGGCAACCCGUUUGAAGUAUUAUUUUAAUAUUGAUGAUGCUUUCGAUCUAUUUGCAAUCCAUGGGGUUUCCGGAAUGGUGAGUUCUAUAAUGGUUGCAAUUUUUGCAAAUGAUCAAUAUGGCUCCCCAGGGGGUUGGGUAAAAGGUAAUUGGAUACAGCUUGGACAUCAACUAGCGGGAACUAUUGCUACUGCAGUCUAUCUGUUCGUCAUGAGUUUAUUCUUUCUUUAUAUAAUUGAUAUUAUUCCAGGUCUACAUUUGAGAGUUGACAAAGAUUUCAAUAAAAGAGUAAGACGAGAACAGACUAAACAAAAGGAUGGUGAAGAUAUAGAACUUCAAAGCUCACCAGGUAAUCUUGAUAGUCACAUAACAAAUAGUGAUAUAACAUCUCCUAAUAGCUCAAUGAAUGUUUUCGAAAAAGCAGAAAUCCUUGGCUCUGACUGGUAUGAGUUUAAUGGAGAAUAUAAUGCUGAUUUUAUGGAAUUUAUCAAAGUGAUAAACCCUGAAGAUUACCCCAAUAAUGAAGAAUCAUUUUCGAUCUUUGGAGAGCAUGACACUAUAAGUGAACAUUACCGCAGCCCUGAUUACGACUUGCAUUCCGGUGAACAACAGUUGAUUCGGAAACGAGAAUAAUUUAUGAUUUUAUUUUUGUAUUAUAAUAAUAUAUUUACGAGCUUCA
Messenger RNA from Hyphopichia burtonii NRRL Y-1933, 1921 nucleotides. RefSeq lists its product as uncharacterized. Bases 172 to 1875 code for a protein of 567 amino acids. Gene Ontology annotation, biological process: ammonium transmembrane transport. Gene Ontology annotation, molecular function: ammonium channel activity. NCBI's taxonomy places the organism in Eukaryota, Fungi, Ascomycota, Pichiomycetes, Serinales, Debaryomycetaceae. The record is from RefSeq and is a predicted model, not a curated record. The transcript has a single exon. Gene Ontology annotation, cellular component: plasma membrane.